Aspergillus pseudoviridinutans is the source of this 735-nucleotide messenger RNA. RefSeq lists its product as uncharacterized. The transcript is spliced from 2 exons. Bases 1 to 735 code for a protein of 244 amino acids. The record is from RefSeq and is a predicted model, not a curated record. Lineage: Eukaryota; Fungi; Ascomycota; Eurotiomycetes; Eurotiales; Aspergillaceae.
AUGUUUGAAGGAGAAAACCAACGGGAGGAAACACUACAAAAAGAAGAAGGGCCCCAGUGUGUAGCUUGUGUGAAAGCUGGAUGGGCAUGUCCAGGCUAUAGUCGUCGCUGGCGAUUCGUUGAUGAGAUGGAUGGAUUGAAAAAGCUCUACUCCAAGAAGAGAUAUAUUUUUGAUGAACAAUGCAAUGAUCACUGGAAAUCCACUUGGGAUGGCCAGGAAAUAGUGCUCUGGGACAUGCAGCUGAACACGAUUGGUGCGCAUAAUGCGGCCAUGUUCAUCUACUUCCUGGAAAACCCGCGAACCCAGGCGGCUUUCCCCCUUGCAUACCAUGGGAGCUUCUAUAGACAUAUUCCUAGCCGGUUAGGCCACAAUAUGGCUCUUGACUCAGGAAUUUCGUGUCUUUGCAGUAUCUUCAUCGAGCGUUUGACAGGGCAGAACACCACCACUGCGAUUCUCGAGGAGUAUGUGAAAAGUCUACGAAGACUUCGUCGAAUGCUGAACGAUUCCAAGUCAAAUCAGGAUGCAGAGACACUAUGCGCCUCUAUAAUAUUACAGCUAUGUGAGCUCCUGAUUAACACCGACUUUGGUCGGUGGAUUGAUCUUUGCCAGGGGUCUAAGCAUCUCAUCCAGCAAUGGGGACCCGACAGAUUUCGUGAUCCUUUUGAAAGAGAAAUGCUUGAGUCGCAGGGUGGUUUUAUCGUAAGUCUCCGAAAAGGGCCGCAUUUUCCUGCAUAA